Messenger RNA from Plasmodium fragile, 828 nucleotides. Its product is annotated as CAMK protein kinase. Gene Ontology annotation, cellular component: nucleus; cytoplasm. Gene Ontology annotation, molecular function: ATP binding; calmodulin binding; calcium-dependent protein serine/threonine kinase activity. The transcript has 8 exons. Gene Ontology annotation, biological process: protein autophosphorylation; intracellular signal transduction; peptidyl-serine phosphorylation. NCBI's taxonomy places the organism in Eukaryota, Apicomplexa, Aconoidasida, Haemosporida, Plasmodiidae. The coding region runs from base 1 to 828 and encodes 275 amino acids. The record is from RefSeq and is a predicted model, not a curated record.
AUGGGAAAUGCAAUAAAUAAACUGAUUGAUCAUUACAGUAGUGUAGAGAAGAGGAAGAAGAGCGAGUACAAGUUUGGCAAGGUGUUGGGCUGCGGGUCCUUCGGAGUCGUGCGAGAAUGCGUCAACAAACAAACGAAGGAAGUGUACGCCGUGAAAAUCAUUAAAAAAAAAAAAAAACACAAAAAAAAUUUCAAUUUUGAAAAAAUGGUCAAAAAUGAAAUAAAGUAUCUCUCCGUAAUGAGCCACGAAAAUAUUAUCAAGUUCAAAGACUUUUUUGAAGACAAAUACAAGUUUUAUAUUAUAUUGGAGAAGUGUGAGGGGGGCGAAUUGUUUUAUACAGUCGUGAAAAAUAAAUGUUUAGUGGAGAGUGAGUCCAUCCAAAUUGUACGCCAGAUUUGUUGCGCACUGGAGUAUUUGCACUCGAGAAACAUUAUUCACCGCGACAUUAAGGCAGAAAACUUCCUGUUUAAAAAUAAAAACUCAAAAAGCAUCAAGUUGAUAGACUUCGGAAUGGCCAAAAAGGUGAACUGCGAAUACCUAACCGAACUGUGUGGCUCCCCCCACUACAUUUCGCCUGAACUGAUCAGGACGCACACAAAUAUUGUUUCACCCCCACACGUGAUGUGCAUGCCCCCCCCUCUCCCCUUUUUGCAACUUCCCCAGGACGAAAUACUCAACAAGAAUAUAAAUUGGAAGAGCAAAGAAUUCUCCUCCCUUUCCGUCGAGGCUGUGGAUUUUUUAAAAAAGCUGUUGGAGAGAAAUGAAAAGAAAAGACUCACGGCAUAUCAAGCGCUGAACCACCCGUGGAUCAAGCCCCCAGUGGAGUAA